AGUCGGAGCCAAUGGUGUGACGCCUGAGGCUGCCGGCGCGGUCAGUGGAGGCGCUGAGCGGAGCUGCUGCCGCCAUGAUAGAACAGCAGAAGCGCAAGGGCCCGGAGCUACCUCUGGUCCCCGUCAAGCGGCAACGGCAUGAAUUGCUCUUGGGAGCGGCGGGGUCGGGCCCCGGAGCCGGGCAGCAGCAGGCGACACCGGGAGCUUUGCUGCAAGCGGGACCUCCAAGAUGUUCCUCCCUUCAAGCCCCCAUUAUGCUGCUCUCAGGACAUGAAGGAGAAGUAUACUGCUGCAAGUUUCACCCCAAUGGAUCCACCUUAGCAUCUGCAGGAUUCGACCGACUUAUAUUGUUGUGGAAUGUCUAUGGUGACUGUGAUAACUAUGCCACAUUGAAGGGCCACAGUGGAGCAGUGAUGGAACUGCAUUAUAACACAGAUGGCAGUAUGCUCUUCUCAGCAUCCACAGAUAAAACUGUGGCAGUGUGGGAUAGUGAAACAGGAGAGAGGGUUAAAAGAUUGAAGGGACAUACCUCCUUUGUGAAUUCCUGUUACCCUGCCAGAAGGGGUCCCCAGCUUGUCUGUACUGGCAGUGAUGAUGGUACAGUUAAGGUAGGUACUAUCUGCGUUGCAGUUUAAGGUGAUAUAAUGUGAGCUUACCUUGCCUUCCCACCUGUACUGUGCCCUACUCUGCACAACUUAGUUUUAUCAGCUGUUUUCCAAAAUAAACACUUGAAAUUUUAGACCAUUUAAAAUAAUA
Messenger RNA from Castor canadensis (American beaver), 756 nucleotides. NCBI's taxonomy places the organism in Eukaryota, Metazoa, Chordata, Mammalia, Rodentia, Castoridae. The record is from RefSeq and is a predicted model, not a curated record.